Molecule: messenger RNA, 3156 nt
Organism: Adineta ricciae
Lineage: Eukaryota; Metazoa; Rotifera; Eurotatoria; Adinetida; Adinetidae
Source: the annotation of a GenBank genome assembly
AUGCCAGUUUCUGAAAUGAAACGUCCCACUACUACACCGAAACAGUCGAGUACAACACAACCAGAAGUGUUGGAAGAUCUUAAUAUCACUAUUCGAAUAAAAUUAAAAUAUCCAAAAGUGAACGAAUUCGUUGAUCAAUUGAAUCAGCCGAAUGAGACUCUCACUAUUCAUGGAAAACCAAUUUCAGUACUUCAUCUCUAUGCACUUCGAUCGACUAGUAAACCAAUCGACAUGAGUAACCAAACUGAACGUCUGGUUUAUCGACCAAAUUUACUCAUACGUAAAAAUGAUAAGUUUGGGCCUUGGAAUUUCAAUCGUCUACUCAACCUAAUAGAAUUAGAUUAUCGACCUGCUACAACAGGAAAUCAAUUUCCUAAACUAUGGUAUACAACAACAAGUACUUCUGUUUCGGUAACUAUUAUUCCUUACACCGAGCCAACGCAUGAUGGAACUGAAGUUGACACUUCGACCGAUUCUUCCGAAGCGAUGAAUACUCUCAAAGAUCUUCUCAAGUCUAUCGGUCGCCAGAAUAAUUAUGGUGACGAAGAUGUAGAAAAUUGGUUAAAUGAUCUAAAAGGUGAAAAUAUUACAAAAAUUGAGCAUCUUCAAAACGCCGUGAUGAAUGAAAGUCUUUGGGAGAAGCUCGACAAAGUGAGACCUGCAGUGAAACAACUGAUUUAUGAUUAUGUACAAUUGAAUAUUACUGCAAGUGGUGUCGAUCAAACCAAUGAUCCUUACAAAGAUUCUCCAGCUACAUUAUUAGCUGAUAUUCACCGAGUGAAGCGUUAUUUUUAUGAUGCCAUUGGCAAAAGAGAUCAAUUGACGUAUCUCGAUCGAGAUGCCGUUGAUUUAGCUAUUGACGAACUACGGAAAUUUUACGAUGACGAUGGAAACAUACUUAGCACCAUUCAUGAAUAUCUACGUACGUUUUGCGUUCAAACAACAGGGGCCACUGAACAAGAAAUUGAAAAGAACCGAAUUGUAUGGAAAGAUGAUCUGAGACAACUUGAAGCAGAACGUGUCGCUCUGAGAGAAAAACAUGAUUCAGCAAAAGAUGAUCUCGCGCGCAUGCGGAAAACUCUUGAAACUCAAGAAAUGCGCUGGUCAAAUAUAUGCGAACGGGAAAAAAUAGUAGAAAAGAGAGCGACAGAACUUAUCAAUGCUGCCACAGGACAAGCAUCGAAUACGGGAUCUACUACAAGUUGGAGAAGAAAUAUAGAAGAAGCUAGAGAACUACGAACGAAAAUUGAGCAAGAGAAGAAAGAUGCUGCAAACGAAGUUAUCGAAGCACGCAGAAAUUUUUCGAAAUUAGAGAAAGAAACUGAAGAGUUGUCUCAUAAAUUUGAGAAUAAUUCGAAAGGGAUUCAAGAUCGACAAGCCAAACUAACACUUAUCGAUGCUAAUGAACAUCGUCAACUCAAAAUCAAAAUCGGCCGUGGUCUACUUCUCUAUGGACCGCCAGGAACAGGAAAGUCGGAACUGCUGAAGAGAGCAGCUGUCUAUGCAGGUAUCACAAUGACAACCGUACCAUUAGCCGCCGGUGAACUCAACCGACCCUAUGUAGGUGAAACAGAAAAGCUUCUCAUCGACAUUAUGUAUCGUGCCAAUACCAUCCCAUAUCUCAUGUGCGCCAUGACUAUUGAUGAAAUCGAUGGACUAGUACCAAAACGAGAUAACAAUGCACAACAAUCGAAAGUCGAUGGAAUCAGUGUUCUUCUUUCGCAUAUCGAAGGAGUGAAAAAUAUUCCCAAUUUAGUUGUAUUUGGUGCAACCAAUCGACGAAAUAUGAUGGACGAUGCUUUUCUACGACGUAUGCAAGCGAAGUGUUUUGUCGGUCGACCAUCACCUGCUAUUCGUAAGAAAAUGCUUCGACCACUGCUGACUAAAGAUUUAAAAGAUUUCACUAACGAACGACUGGACUUUCUCGUCAAAAUUACAACAAACUUUAGCGGUGCAGCAGUAGGUGCGUUAAAAUCCAGUAUUGUCAGUUUCCUAGCAGAUAACGCGACGACAUUGUCCGACCAUACACUACUUUCGCUUGCCAAUAAUACAGCUCGAGAGUUUAGCUGUUGGUUUGGAAGUAGCACUCUACCUGAAAUUUGUCGUAUUUAUCCCAACAUCUUCCAAACAAAUGCAACCAAUAAUCCAUCUCAACAGUUCUCAUUGGUUCUUCAAAGAAACAAACCAUCAGGACGAAUUCUAAUUGAUCUACAAGAAAGAAAAUGCUUCAUCGAACUACUAAAUGGGCCCACUUUGGAAAAAGAACUGUUGGAUGAUGAAACAUCACUAGUGACUUUGUUCGCACGCAUCAUCAACGGUUGUUCUAGUCGAAAUAUCGAUAGCAUCCAAAUCAUCGAUACAGAUUUCUUGUCAAAAAACACGGCGUUCGAUGAGAACAAGAUCAUUGAACUACUCGCAACAACAUUCGCUGAAUGUGAUGAAUACAAUCGUUCAAUGUUCGUUUUUGAUAUCGAUUCACUUAUUACACUAAGUAUCAAUGAUUCGAACAUGUCUCAAUCAACAUCCAUCUCAAAUAUUCAACUCUAUCGAAAUAUUCGUGAGAAAUGUAAACAAGCAUUUGUUGAGAACAAACCGGAUAAUUGUGAUAACAACUUUAUUGCAAAAGAAAAAUGGAUUGUCAUGGUUGUGAAACAUCCAUUUCUUCGUAGUCGACUCAUCGAAGAUAUCGACUUCAAACAGAGUCAGGAACAAAUCGACGAAGAAAAGGAACGAGAAAGAAAAGAACGAGAUGACGAAACGGAAAAAAUCUGUCCAAAAUGUCGUCGUGGUUAUAUUUUAUCGAAGACAAACUAUGGGAAUUGUCAAUAUCAUGAUGGAUAUAUUUAUGAUCUUCAAACAAAGAAGCCAGUUAGUUAUGAUGAAGCAGAAGCCAUGCUACAAGCAACGAUAUUAGUCCAAAAGAGUUCGUCGAAUGUUUCAGUGCCGAAAUUGGUAUGGACGUGUUGUCUUCGUAUAGUCGGAAGUGGCUCGCCUUGUCGAACUGGAAUCUGUGGUCUACCAGAAGAAUUACAAAGAAAGCCAAUUAAAGCAGAAGAUCAAAUCAAAGAAGUUGAAAAAUAUUUCAAGGAGAAAACAAAUGCAACUGAAAAAUUGAGAGCAUUAGAAAAAGCGUACAAUGAGUUGCGAAGAUCGUAA